AUGGAGUCCAUAAAGGGGACAACACGAGGAGAGGACUUGUAUGACAGCUUGACUGGUGUCAUCGAGAGGCUUAAGUUACCAUGGUGUAAACUUGUGAAUGUCACCACAGAUGGAUCACCAAAUUUGACAGGAAAAAACAUUGGGCUGCUGAAAAGAAUCCAGGAUAAGGUGAAAGAGGAAAACCCUGAGUUGGAUAUCAUUUUCGUGCACUGCAUAAUCCACCAGGAAGUCCUGUGCAAGUCUGUCUUGCAGCUUGAUCACGUAGUGAAGGUAGUCGUAAAGCUUGUAAACUUCAUUAGAGCAAGAGGACUUAACCAUCGUCAGUUCAUUCAAUUCCUUGAAGAAAAUGAUGCUGAUCACCAGGACUUACUGUACCACUCUAAUGUCCGUUGGUUAAGUUUGGGGAAAGCAUGUCAGCGAGUGUGGGAGCUCAAAGGGGAGAUAAGCUCAUUUUUGGAGUUAAUGGGGAAGGCUGGUGAUUUUCCUGAGCUGAGCGACACAGACUGGCUUUGUGAUUUUGCGUUCGCUGUGGACAUAUUGGCACACAUGAACGUGCUGAACGAGAAGCUACAAGGGAAAGAUCAAUUUGUGCAUGACAUGCAUGCAAAUGUGAAAGCCUUCAAAACCAAAUUGACUUUAUUCUCAAGGCAAAUUUCAAACAACACAAUCGCUCAUUUCCCCACACUAGCGACGCUGAAAGAGGCCUUUCAACAUGCAAAGAAAUACAGCAAAUCACUGGAUGUCCUGCACAGAGAAUGUUUCCGUCGAUUCUCUGAUUUUGAAAAAAUCGAGAAGUCACUUCAGCUGGUGUCAUGUCCCCGUCACUGGACUCUGAAACAGCGCCGCAGGAGUUGCAAUUGGAAAUGA
Xyrauchen texanus (razorback sucker) is the source of this 867-nucleotide messenger RNA. Its product is annotated as general transcription factor II-I repeat domain-containing protein 2-like. The record is from RefSeq and is a predicted model, not a curated record. The coding region runs from base 1 to 867 and encodes 288 amino acids. The transcript has a single exon. NCBI's taxonomy places the organism in Eukaryota, Metazoa, Chordata, Actinopteri, Cypriniformes, Catostomidae.